Molecule: messenger RNA, 1056 nt
Organism: Oikopleura dioica
Lineage: Eukaryota; Metazoa; Chordata; Appendicularia; Copelata; Oikopleuridae
Source: the annotation of a GenBank genome assembly
AUGAGUGAUUUAAGCAAAUUGUCUGUUGAAAAACUACAAAAAUUAAAGGAUGAAAUUAACGGAAUCUUAAUGGCCCCAGUUUCCAAUGAACAAAAUGGCUGCAAAGAUGGAAAUGGUCAACCCUCUGUUCUCCAAGCAAAUGAUGACUCUUUAUCCGAUGAUGAGCUGGAUGCUAUUCUCAAUCAACGAAGUCCUUCUUACAAUUUCAUCCAGGAUGAAAUUGAAUUUACUGAAGUUGAUGAGAAUUUUCCCAUGGCUUGUGGAGAGUCGAACCAAUACGCUCAGGAGUCGAACGAAUAUGCUCAACAAUCGAAUCAGACGCCAACUUUGGAAGCUGUUGUGACAUCAAGGAUGAACAGAACACAUUUGGUGAUAGAUGAUGGUCGUCGAUCUGAAUAUAAAAAAUCAUUUUCUACGAAGAAAAAAUUUGUUUAUCAAUGCUGUAAGCUGUCUCCUGAUGGCAAAGCUUGUCCGAAAAAAUACGAUGUCAGCAUCGAUCCUGCCCUGACAUUUAUGAAUGUGAAGAAGAGAAAAAAUGACAAACAACAAUCCUACUUGGACAUCAAUCCAAAUGUCAAUAAAAGCAUUCUCUUCGACAAGGCCUUCUACAAGCUCGUUCCAAAUCCAGCUCAAGAAAAAGUUCGUCAUACCUGCGUUAGCAAUGAUGAUGAUCCCAAUAAUGAAAAUAUGGAGAAAGAAAUUACUACGAAGAUUAAAGCUUAUCUUUACGAUAACUUUCAAGCACUCCGAUUUUCAAGUCCUAACAGUAUCAAGCGACAAAUAUUGGAGCUUCUUUCUCAUGACUAUACUUAUGAUGAGCUUGUUGCGAAUUUCCCGAAUCAACAAAAAUGGGAACAAUUAUAUCGAUAUUAUCGUGAAGCCAAUUCCCCUGUGCGGGAAGCACUGGAGAGCAUCGAAGAUUUCGAAUUCAACCCAGAGGAUUUUUUGGUUAAUUCAAGAACAAUUAUUCAUAAAGAAGGGGCCGACUUAUACUUCUACGAUGAAGAAACAAUUAAACAGUGCAUUGAUAUUUCUGUAAUUCAAGCAGGUGUGUGA